Molecule: messenger RNA, 1610 nt
Organism: Ctenocephalides felis (cat flea)
Lineage: Eukaryota; Metazoa; Arthropoda; Insecta; Siphonaptera; Pulicidae
Product: zinc finger protein 1-like
Biological process (GO): regulation of transcription by RNA polymerase II
Cellular component (GO): nucleus
Molecular function (GO): DNA-binding transcription factor activity, RNA polymerase II-specific; RNA polymerase II cis-regulatory region sequence-specific DNA binding
Source: RefSeq, a predicted model, not a curated record
UCCCAACAUCGUCCGUCAAAGAGCACACGACAGCCGAUGACGUCCAAGAUGACGUCACAUCCCUCACGACCAAAAUCGUGACGUCGCCUCAACAUUCUCGUGCAAAUUCCCCGAGACAAGUAGCAGCAACCUCUCCACAAAUCAGGGAAACCACCGCCGAAGACACCACCACAAAAUCUUCUGAAAAAGACAAAGACUACCACCAAACCGAGAACAAAGAGAAUUUAGAAUCCUGGCCUAAAUCCUCAGAAGAAGGCAGCAGUCCUUUACACAUCGUCGAAGAAGACAUCGACGUCCAGAACGAUGGUGAGACAUCUAACGAUGGUGCUGGUGGUGAUUUGAGGACGACUUACGAAGGCGAAAAAGAUUUGUCUAAGGUGGAAAACACGUUCACGCUUUCGGCGAAUGGUGGUGCCGGUGGUGAAAGUGUUGGUGACAAUUUGAGGACUUACGAGGGCGAGAUGACUCUGAUGAAGUUGGAGAAUUGCCAUCAGUGUCUGGUGUGCAAUUUGAAUUUUGCUACGAGGGAACAACUCGAGAGGCACGAGAGCCAACAUCCGACUGCUACUGUGUGUUGCAAAACUUGUAAUAAAACAUUCGCCAACGUAUACAGACUCCAGAGACACAUGAUUUCGCACGAAGAAAGUGCAUCUUUGCGAAAAUUCAAGUGCACAGAGUGCGACAAGGCCUUCAAAUUCAAACAUCAUCUAAAGGAGCAUGUACGGAUUCACAGCGGCGAAAAGCCCUUCGGAUGUCCCUCCUGCGGCAAAAGGUUCUCUCACUCCGGUUCCUAUUCGAGCCACAUGACCAGCAAAAAGUGCCUGUCCAUCGGAGCAGGACACAAACAGCAGCAGGCAGCAGGAAACGGAGGAAUUCAGCAGCUGAGUAAAGGUUUACCGCAGCCUAGUAAUGGUCAGAUUGGAGGUCAGGCCGGUGUUGGUCAAGCGCCGCCUGCGCUUUUACCAGUCAGGUCUCUGCUCAAUGCUCUCAAUGCAAGUCCGUCUUCACAGUUGCAUUUGAAUAACAACAAUAAUUUAAAUGGAACUCCUGAUGCAAAUCAUUUGGGCUCUUUGAAAAAUCUGGAUUACCCCAUGGGAUAUCGAUCCUCUGGUGCAACCACCAACAUUCCAAGUAAUGGUGCAACUGCAUCAGGAAAUACCUCUGAUGCCUUCUUAGCUUUCCUGGCUGCAAGCAGGGUUUUGAAUCCAUUUUAUGGUUUGGUUGUUUGCAGCUGCUGCGAGCAACACACAGCAAAGCUGCUGGAGCAGCAGAGAAAAAGCACUCCUGAUAAAAUGGAAUUGGGAUCUGAUCCUGAGGACAUGAUCGAGGAGGUCAAUGCUGACGAUUAUGAGGAAUAUGAGAACGAAGACCGUGAAUCAAAACCUGUGAUACCCGAAGACCUGGUGCCUCGUGCAACUUCGUCUCCUGUUGUUGAACGUCAUCAAUCGCCUUCAUUACCAGAAAGACGUGAUUUGACGUCAACGUCACCAAAGGACGUUGUUGAGACACACGAAGAGGAGAAUUCUGGAGGACUUGGAGGUUUAAAUUCGAUUUUGGAGAAUGUUAACGCUUGCGUCACCAAACAAUUUUUGGCUGUCAAACAUGCACAG